AUGUACGAAGGGAUUGACAACCUGAAAUCCCUUUACGACCGUGCCGGGAAGACUUUCUCCGGCGGUCCUUCUGCGGCACAGGAUGUGUCGCGUCGUACUGCUCGACCAGACCCAGUACGUCAACCAUCAAUUGGGAGCGGGGCUCCCAAGAAUCCCAGGACGGGGGAUAGCCGCGCCACCGGACGAGGUAACUCGUCCGACGUCCGUUCACGUCGCGGUGGUUCAACAGCUGCUCAACUAGAUAGCGCUGGCCACCGCGAGAGUCCUCUAAUGGAGGUGGAGGAGGAGGAAAGACGCUCUCCACACGAUCAUGUGGAUCGGUGUGUUCCCGAGAGCUUCUUUGAUCGCGUAACGCAAGGGUUACGCGACGAUCUCGAGCAUGAGCGGAAUAGGCGUCUCCAGAUGGUGGACACUGCCUCGAAGCAUCGAGCUGAGUUUGCCUUUGCUCAGCUUGAGAACGAGAGAUCUCUGACAUCUCUUCGUGACGAGCUAAGGGUAGCUCGUGGGAUUGUUAAUCGGUCUCGGGCUGAGAUAACUGCUCUUCAGACCCUUGUUGAUGCCCACCAUCGGGAGCACAAGGCUCUCUGCGAGAUGCUUGAGCGCAAGGGCGUUCUUCAUCGGAAGAAGCAGAGUACUGAUGGUACGGCUUAA
Messenger RNA from Peronospora matthiolae, 651 nucleotides. The record is from the annotation of a GenBank genome assembly. Lineage: Eukaryota; Oomycota; Peronosporomycetes; Peronosporales; Peronosporaceae.